This is a messenger RNA of Cyprinodon variegatus (sheepshead minnow), 2880 nucleotides long. Its product is annotated as cyclic nucleotide-gated cation channel beta-1-like. The record is from RefSeq and is a predicted model, not a curated record. Bases 502 to 1320 code for a protein of 272 amino acids. Lineage: Eukaryota; Metazoa; Chordata; Actinopteri; Cyprinodontiformes; Cyprinodontidae. The transcript has 3 exons.
UUUGAGUCAACCUGCAGGGUCAAAAGUGAACCAGAGGAAGAGCUGAUCUUACACUGUGGAGACGGAAAAUAUGAAGGUGUGGUCCAAUUCUGGCACACCCCAUUUGGUGACCUCCAGAGUUCCUCUUCAAAGUCUAAGCUGGACGCAGCGUUUAUUCACCUCGAUGGGCAUCUUGUGAUCCCAAACUCCAGCAUCCAUCACAGUGGACUGUACUACUGCAUCCUGCUUCACCUGGAUGGAUCCACACUGUGGCCCUAUGAGCUGCAUGUAGGUCUGAGCCACCAAAACGUAGCGGAUGAGGAUGAGCGCGGCAACGGUUGUUCUGCACACAGGUUCAGGAGGAACGCAGGUUUCCCAGAGAAGAAUGCAGCUGUGGUUUCAGGUGAGACUUUUGCCGGAGCGGUGGCGGCAUCGGUGCUGCUGACGUUUUUGGUGGGAUUCAGCGCUGGAGCUCUGCUACGGUCUCGUGUUCUCAGAUGCUUACAGGCACUCAGGGUCAGGAUGUCACGAAAGAAGCGACAACAGCAGCCUGAUGUGCCAGACAGUUCCCGGGUCACCAUGACAACCCUGCCUCCCAUGUAUAAUAGCCAUGCCUUUAGGACUGAAACAAGGCAGCAUAAUGCUCCGCCGUCCAGAACCACAGAGACACCAGUUUUCCUUACAACACCAUCUCCACCUGCCAAACCUAAGAGAAGCUUCCGGAACAGAGAUGAGGAGAAACAGAAAGGAGCUGCAUACUUGGAAGGAUGUGAUUACAACCAGGAGGAGGAAGGCUGUGAGGAUGAAGAAAAUGAGGGGGGAGAGUCUGCUAAACCUUCUUUCCAUGUGCAAGAUGAAGGGAGUCGUAGUGAAACAGAGGAAGACAAAAGUGAAGACCUAGAGGAGGCUGGAGCAGCAAGCAGGGUCUCAAGAAUGGGGAAGAAAGGUGGAGCAGGGGAGCUGAGCAGAAGAGAGGAGAUGAGCGGAGAGGCGGAUGGAGGACAACAAACGGAUGAGGAGAUUGCCCAGUCGCCCACGGAAACGGAUGAUGAGAAGAGCAACAAAAGCGAGAACGACACAGCCGAAGAGGAGCCUUCAACGUCGUCUUCCCGCCGUCGUCGGAGCCGCGUUAUCCGUUUAUACCAGUAUGACGAUGACGGCCAGAGAUACGGCCACCUCCCAGAUCCUGCCCCCCAGGCUCCAGAACCUGCCCCCAGGCUCAAACAUCGCUCCCUUUCUCUAACGCGCCUGAACGCCAUCAUGGCAGUAGCCUCCACAGGGCCGAUGGAGUCGGGGAAGGAGCAAGGCGAGGAGAAGCAGGGCUUCCACAUGAAGAUUUAAGAAAACCAUUCAGACUGGAGGCUGUUCGUGGAGAGGAAAAAGACCUCAGAGACAAACACAAAGUCUGCUGUCUGAGAAACUGCCAAUGGUCAAAUCAUUUUAAAGAUGUCUGCCAAGUUAAAAAAAGCAAUAAACUCAGGGUGUCACCGGCCUCUCACAGCUGGAGAGAGGGACUAUGCCCCCAUUAGAGUAUAUAGGUUUAGACAGAAAUAAAAUAAAUGUCUUUAAUGUAAACUUAUGAAAUUAUUCUUUACUAAAGUGGUGAAAUCCUUAAACAUUUUGUUUCUUGUACUACAGUCUACUAUGAAUUAUAACAGUAACAAACAAGUUAAACAGGUAACAGUUCUUAGCUACUGAUUGUUCAAGGUGUACAAUAAUGGAGCUCCAGACCAAUCAUCCUGUUUACAGCAUUCUUAGCCCCGCCCACUGAGUGUUGACAUUAAAGCUGAGAGGUUAAUUAGAAUCCUCAUGAAUACACACUUCUGAAAAAUAAUUCAUUUUAAUAAUUCAUAGAAACAGUUUAUAUUGAAAUUAUCACAUUUAUAUUAUGAUUUUGUGGCCUUUGACUGCAACACUAUUGGAGGAUCGUCUGCUUUUAAUAAUUACACAUUAAAGUUGUCUAAAAAUGGAAGAUACAAUAACAAGUACUUAUUUAUCAGCAGAUUUUUAUUUAAUUUCAGAGGCAUGAACAUCCAGUGUAUUUACUGAAGAUAUUUUUGUGAACCUGUUUGGUAAAAUCUGUUAAAUUAAGGAGUUUUUAAAGGAAGAUCAACAAAAGUCCUGUUCUAAUGACUAAAAAUAAAUGAUGGGGUUUUCUUAAAAAAACACACAACUAAUGUGUUAUAAAUUAAAAUGUAAAAUUACUUAAUUUGCUAAAAAAAUCUACCUUUAUUCAAAUAUUUUUUUUGUUGAGCAGAUUUUAUGAAUUAAAGAAAAACGUUAAAAUGGUGGAGCUCUUAAUUAUACUUUCUAGCACUUUUGGACUCAUAGUUUGACACCGCCGCAUUAUAUAUAUUCCUUAGAGUCGCAUCUUAAUGGAUGAAAAGAUUAUAAACAUGAAUCAGAACCUUAGAUUUAGAAGCCUUUGGGACUGAAUGGAAAACCUGCAGAAAAAGCUAUAAAAUACAUGUCAGUUCUUUACACUUGUAUCUAAUCAAAGUAGAAUAUCAAUGGAAGUGCCAAUUUCGGUCUAGGAGUUUAUUCUUGUGUAAGUCUUUUAACAAGGUACAUAGGAAAUACUGCAUUAGCUCUGUCUUCAAUGAGUGCUUAAAAAGGCAUUUUCAGGUGAGAAAUAAAAUGCAACCAUAUUGAAGAGAUGUGUGCAUGUGUAAAUUAUAAAUUCAUGCAGUAGGGAUUUACUUUAGGUUUAUAGAAUAUAGUUAAUUGUUAGAAUGAGAACCUGAGAGAAAGGGGAGGCAGGGUUUAUCCUUGACUCAAAUAAUCUAUCCUUUCAAAACAUCUCAUUUUGCAUUGCAUUUCAGGAGAAAAAAAAAAAAAAAACCUCUGAGGAGAGGUUAAAUCGCACUUCCAUGAUCUUUUAACUGAUUACGAGUCUGCAGU